This is a messenger RNA of Aspergillus alliaceus, 1446 nucleotides long. RefSeq lists its product as uncharacterized. Gene Ontology annotation, cellular component: intracellular anatomical structure. The record is from RefSeq and is a predicted model, not a curated record. Bases 196 to 1437 code for a protein of 413 amino acids. Lineage: Eukaryota; Fungi; Ascomycota; Eurotiomycetes; Eurotiales; Aspergillaceae. The transcript has a single exon. Gene Ontology annotation, molecular function: protein binding.
GAGCGUUUUGAUGGAGAGGACUUGAAGGCAUGCGUGAAACGGGGAUACGAGGCAUCACGCAAAGCUAAAGGGCUUGCAAAAGAUGCGACUCCAAUCGAGCAAGCGCUGAUCGAAGCCAUCCAAUGGCGAUUUCAGAGGUCAUCUCCAGCCAAUACUACGGAGCAGUCGGCGCUGAAUCAUGGAUAUGCGACGGCGAUGAGAUCUAUCUACCGAGCGUUUAGCGAUGACCUGGAUGUUGCUGUCAUCUACGCGGAUGCGUUGAUGAAUCAGACUCCCUGGGCGCUCUGGGAUUUGUUUACCGGCGAACCAAAUCCAAAAGCCGCAACGAUGGACGUCAAGAAGGUGCUCGAACGCGCUCUGACUCAAGAAGGGUCUGAUAAGCAUCCAGGACUGCUGCACAUCUAUAUCCACUAUAUUGAAAUGUCGCCUAAUCCGGAAUUGGGCGUCAAUGUUGCUGACCAGCUGCGUGACUUGAUGCCAGAUGCAGGCCACAUCCACCACAUGCCCACUCACCUCGACGUUCUGAUCGGUGAUUGGCGACGUUCAAUUACUUCCAAUUACAAGGCUACUCUAGCUGAUGACAAGUAUGUGCGCCGCGCAGGCCCAUACAACUUUUACACAUUCUAUCGACUUCAUGACUAUCAUUCCCUCAUCCAUGCUGCUAUGUUUGCGGGGAAGCUCAAAACAGCAAUGGAUGCCGUCGCUCGGAUGGAAGCUUUAGUCCCCGAAAACGUGUUACGGAUUCAAUCCCCACCCAUGGCUGAUUGGCUGGAGAACUUUAUGUCAAUUCGCCUACAUGUCAUGGUGCGCUUUGGAAUGUGGAAGGAGCUGAAACAGAUGGGAUUACCAAGUGAUUCUGAACUUUACAAAGUCACAACGGCAACUGCUCAUUACGCCAAGGGAAUUGCCUGCGCAGCUACUGGGGAUAUGAAUGGAGCCCUAAGGCAACGAGAGCUCUUCCAGCAGACCUAUGCACUCGUCCCAGAGACCCGCCUUGCCUCCAAUGGCAAGUGUCGGCAGACCCUGGCAGUGGCCGCGGCCAUGCUGAAUGGAGAAAUCGAGUAUCGCCGUCAAAACUAUGCCGAUGCCUUUGAAUAUCUGCGAAUAUCCAUCGGCCUUGACGACAAGCUCCCAUAUAGCGAACCACGGUCGUGGAUGCAACCAACUCGACAUACCUACGCAGCGCUUCUCCUGGAACAGGGCCAUCUCGAGGAAGCGGCCAACGUAUACCGCGCAGAUCUUGGACUUGAUGAUACACUAAUCCGCCCCCGCCGCCAUCCAAACAAUGUUUGGUCGCUGCAAGGGUAUUAUGAGUGCUUGACACGGUUAGGAAGAUGGGAGCAAGCGGCUGUUGUCGAGCCUGCAGUAAAGCUCGCGCUUGCUGUAGCAGAUAUUCCCAUCAAAGCUUCAUGUUUCUGCCGCCUGGGUACGUCUUAAGGGCCUCGC